Pieris napi is the source of this 782-nucleotide messenger RNA. RefSeq lists its product as uncharacterized. The record is from RefSeq and is a predicted model, not a curated record. Gene Ontology annotation, biological process: sleep; positive regulation of voltage-gated potassium channel activity; regulation of synaptic transmission, cholinergic. The coding region runs from base 106 to 549 and encodes 147 amino acids. NCBI's taxonomy places the organism in Eukaryota, Metazoa, Arthropoda, Insecta, Lepidoptera, Pieridae. The transcript is spliced from 3 exons.
CGAAUAACUUUGAGUACAAGUCUACUACAAGUAUGAUUUUAUAAAACUAUUCUCUCAGUAAAAACUUUUGUGUUUUAAAACAUUAAUUUAUUUUUGUUGGAAAAGAUGGUUAUGUCUUUGAAGGUCUUGCUAUGCACUUUCAUAACUCUUAAUUUUAUUUCAACAGUACUUUGCAUCAAAUGUUGGAACUGCAGAUCUAGUAAUGACCCAAAAUGUGCGGAUCCAUUUGAUAAUUCUACCGUGCCUAUAACAGACUGCAAACAAGAAAAAGGGUUACGACAUUUACCAGGAUUAAGGCCAUCUAUGUGUCGUAAAAUAAGACAGAAAGUGAAUGGUGAGUGGCGUUAUAUUAGAGACUGUGCUUACCUUGGAGAAGUUGGUAUACAGGGUGAUGAACGAUUCUGUCUUAUGAGAACAGGUACAUAUAACAUAUUUGUUGAAUAUUGUACAUGCAAUAGUAAAGAUGGCUGCAAUUCUGCAACUUUUAAAAGCCCUGGUGUACUUUUUACAUAUAUAAUAUUUACUAUUUGUAUUUUUUAUACAAUGUAAUAGAUUUUAAACAUGCAUCUAAAAUUUAUCCAUUAAGAAUUUCAAAUUAUAACACAUCUUUAUAACACAUCUAUCAGAGAUAUGAUGAUGGUGCUGAUGCUUAUGUGAAUUGCAAUUAAUUGUUUCAUUAAAGAUUGCUUAAAAGUAAUACACUCUUGUAAAUCUUACUUCUACUAAGUUAUGUAUGUUUAUAGACUGUAGUUAUUUUUUAUUGUGAACAUGUGUCUUACAAA